Clonostachys solani is the source of this 1545-nucleotide messenger RNA. The record is from the annotation of a GenBank genome assembly. Lineage: Eukaryota; Fungi; Ascomycota; Sordariomycetes; Hypocreales; Bionectriaceae.
AUGUCCGACUCUGCCAGCAGAUCGCUGGCCCUAGACACCUCGCUCUACCUCUCCGGAUGGCGCCUUCACAUCGUCAUCGCCUGCCUCUUCUUCGGCUCGUUCCUCAUCGCCCUCGACACCAACAUCAUCAACGUCGCCCUGCCCAAGAUCUCCUCCGACUUCGAGUCUCUCCAGGAUGUCGCCUGGUAUGGCAGCGCCUACCUGCUCACCAUCACCGCCUUCCAGCCCGUCUAUGGCUCCAUGUACACGUACUUCCGCACAGAUGUCGUGUAUCGAGUGUCCAUCUCCAUCUUUGAAGUGGGAUCAAUCCUUUGUGCCACAGCCGUGAACUCGCCCAUGUUCAUCGUGGGAAGAGCAAUCGCUGGAUUCGGCGCUGCCGGUAUUCUCCAGGGCGCCCUGAGCAUCAUCAGCCAGGUCGUCCCUCUCGAGAAACGCCCGCUGUACAUGGGCGUCGUCAUUAGUGUCUUCGUCAUCGCCGUCACGGUUGGCCCGGUCCUGGGAGGCGUCUUCACCCAGCACACCACUUGGAGAUGGUGUUUCUGGAUAAACCUCCCCAUCGGAGCCGUCGUCCUCGCUGGCCUCUACAUCUUCCUCAAGAUCCGCGGCCAGAAGACCGCAGACAGAUCCCUCCCGCUCUCGCAGAAACUUCGCCAGAUGGACGUAUUCGGCGCCCUGAUCUUCACGAGUUGCAUAUGCUGCCUCGUCCUCGCGUUACAAUGGGGUGGCCAGACAAAGCCUUGGAAAUCUGCCGAUGUCAUUGGCUGUCUGAACGUCUUUUUUCUCCCCUUCUGGUUUCAAGGUGUUCGGGGGGUCAAUGCCGUCACAACCGGCGUCAACUUCAUCCCUCUUCUGCUCCCCCAGCUCGUCUCCCUGAUCGUUGUCGGAGCUGUUGUCAAGCAGUUCGGCUACUACGUCCCCUACAUGGUGGUCGGCGAACUCAUCUGCAUCGGCGGGCAGGUUAUGCUCACGCAGCUCGAGCGCGACAGCAGCACGCUCUACUGGGCUGCCUCGUUCGUCGUGUCUGGCCUCGGCUCGGGAAUGGCCAUGCAGCUCCCGUACACGGCGGUCGCGCUCGUCCUCUCCGAUACUGAUGUCCCCGUCGGAAAUGCCAUUGCCGUCCUCUUCUACCAGCUCGGCGGCGCCAUAUUCAUCUCCAUGGGCCAGACCGUCAUCAUAACCACGAUUCUUGACCUUGUUCCCAAACGUCUGCCAGGCAUCCCGGCGGAGUGGGUGGUCGCGGUCGGCGCUGCAAAUCUCGGUACGCUUGCCCAAUCUCAGGACCAGCUUCUAGCACUGCAGGAGAUCUGGAAUGUUGCCAUCAGGCGGACCAUGAUUCUUUCUACAGCUGUGGUUGGUGCAGCAGUGCCCUUUACGUUGGGGAUGGAGUGGCUCAAUGCCCUCAAGGUGGCCGAAGAGAGGAAGAAUAUAGUGUCAUCGGUCGAUGGGGAGAGUGAGAACCGCCCUCAGCUGGUUCCUUUGGAAUCGUCUUCACGCGAAAAGCAGGAAGUCCGUAGCAGUGAGACUCCCAAGCUCAAUGAGGCCUGA